Molecule: messenger RNA, 777 nt
Organism: Anopheles funestus (African malaria mosquito)
Lineage: Eukaryota; Metazoa; Arthropoda; Insecta; Diptera; Culicidae
Exons: 1
Coding region: 1-777 (258 amino acids)
Source: RefSeq, a predicted model, not a curated record
AUGAAUAAACGAAACAUUUGGAAGUAUGACGAAACGAAGGAAAUGCUACAGAUCAUGCAGGACAACAACUAUUCUGGUGCGUUUGGCAGCAAGCACAAACAGAACAUGGAAAUAUUCCGAAAGAUUGAAAACAAGAUGGUAGAGAAUGGGUAUCCCUACAAAAACUACAUGCAGAUCGGUGUGCGAUGGAAAAAUUUGAAAAACCUGUACACGAAAGCGAAGCGUAGCAAUAGCAAAAAUGAACAGCAACUUUUUCCCUUCUAUGAAGAAAUGGACAGUUUGCUGAACCGUUUGUUGAAGAAAACAUCCAACGAAGAAUAUUUAUGCACAUCCGAUCUCGACGAGACAGUCUUUGCAAACGAAAGUUCAACAGAACAGUUAAGUAAUGGAGCGGAAAACGCUGCUCACCAACUAGACACGGAACCGGUCAGUCGGAAAAGCAGACAUACUAUUGAACCAAAAAAUAUGUCUGCCAAUAAAGCGGGGAUACGUUAUGGUUCUGCACAGCUGCACAAAUCCGAUCGGAACAGCAAGCUUAGUGCAACGAUUGCAAUGAGUAAGCAGGAACUUAGCGACGAAUUCUACCGUAGCCAGAAGCGGUUGAUCGAUUACGAAUUCAAUUUGUACGUACGCAAGGAGGAAGAAUUUAUCGAUCGCAUACAACAGACGACGAGAACGAUGCUCGAGGAAAGUAUGGAUACAUUUUUCACCCGCCUAAAGGAUGUGUUGGCCAACCAAUCGGUACAGCACGUGGAGGUAAUCGAAUCAUUUGAGUAA